This is a messenger RNA of Rhinichthys klamathensis goyatoka, 1338 nucleotides long. RefSeq names its product stanniocalcin 1 (gene stc1). The record is from RefSeq and is a predicted model, not a curated record. Gene Ontology annotation, molecular function: hormone activity. Bases 200 to 952 code for a protein of 250 amino acids. NCBI's taxonomy places the organism in Eukaryota, Metazoa, Chordata, Actinopteri, Cypriniformes, Leuciscidae. Gene Ontology annotation, cellular component: extracellular region. The transcript has 4 exons. Gene Ontology annotation, biological process: intracellular calcium ion homeostasis.
AUAUAAAGCGCGACCUGCGCUCCUGUCAUGCACGCGGCUGGAAGAAGAAACUGCUGAAGAGAUCAGCCGGACAGACAGACGGAGCCUUCAUGAUACUGCCCACAUCACACGCAUUUCCUCAACCGCACACCGCGCAACACCUAAAGGAAAUCCUCUUUUAUCGCCCUUCAUAGAAGCCCCCAGUGUCAUUUAGUGAGAGAUGCCGCCAAGGACCGGACUUUUGCUGCUCGCCGUGCUCAUCGCCUCCGCGUAUGAACUGGAUCUGAACGAAUCCUACUCGCCCAGGAGAGCACGCUUCUCCCACAACAGCCCCUCGGAUGUGGCACGCUGCCUGAACAGUGCACUCCAGGUGGGCUGCGGUGCCUUCGCCUGUCUUGAAAACUCAACGUGUGACACAGAUGGCAUGCAUGACAUCUGCAAGUCCUUUCUCUACAGUGCUGCUAAAUUCGACACUCAGGGAAAGGCUUUUGUGAAAGAAAGCUUGAAGUGCAUCGCCAAUGGCAUCACUUCCAAGAUCUUUCUAACAGUCAGACGGUGUUCCACCUUCCAGAGGAUGAUAUCGGAGGUUCAAGAGGAGUGUUACAGCAAGUUGGACAUUUGUAAAGUGGCCAAAUCAAACCCAGAAGCCAUUGCGGAGGUGGCUCAGCUACCCAGCCACUUUCCCAACAGGUUUUAUGGGAAACUACUGCAGAGUCUGAUGGAGUGUGACGAUGAGACAGUGGACCUGGUGAGGGCAAAUCUGUUGACCCGAUUAGGGCCCGAGAUCACCAUGCUCUUCCAGCUACUGCAGAACAAGCCGUGUCCGUCUGCUGCAGUUCCUACUGGAAUGGAGACUCGUGGUGGGUGGCGGUGGUCUGUCAGUCCCCAUGAAUACAAGCACCAGCCAAAUCUACGCAACAGAGAUGCCUCCAAUCUCUUUGGCAAGAAACGCAACAUUGGUGACAGCUCUUAACUUCAGACCAAUUUGCCAGUCCAAACUUAGCCAUCGAGCACACAUACACAAACGCAAAGUGAAAACACAUACACACACACCAAAAAAAAAGAAAAGAAAGCAAGACAAAACAGUGGUUUAUUUUCCAAGGCUAUACAGGGACACAUUCCUUCUCAACUGGAAAAAGGCAUGCACCAGUGCGAAAACAUCUCGAAUGUCAAAUUCUAUGUUUAUCAUUUCAUAUUCGAUGAAAAGCGUUUUGCGCAUUAUUUCGAGGGGAACUCGGCCCGGUUUACAGACCGAUCCGUGUGUCGUCGUGAAAUCUAGCGGGAGUCAUCCAGGCCAUAAUGUAGAGAGCUCUUAGACUUAUUUCCGUGAAAAUAUCUCUAGAAACGAAAGAAAAAUAA